AGAUGGCAUCAGUGCACCAAUCUCCUCGAUGAGGCCACUUCCGGCAGCCAAGCGAUCAUCAAGGACACUCCCCGGACAGUCACGAAGCACACAAAAAGGGAAAUAAAUGUCCCAGCACAGCGUACACUCUCCCUAGAAACCAGCUGCCAUUGGCCGGUCUAAUAUUUUAUGCAUGACAAAUCAAUGAAAUUCCAUUUUUCCUUUGGCCAAAGUAUCGCAAGUUUAUUGCCAGUAGAGGGCAGUUUUGUUUCUAUUUCUUUUUUUUCUGCUCGAUGCUACGAAAGGACAUUCCCUUCUACGGGUUGACCUUGAUCCCGAAAGAACUGAUCUGGCAGAGGAAAGUGUGGCCAACGGUAACGGAAAAUGGUUCAAGUUGUAAUAUUUUUACGACCUCGUGAAACCGUUCGCUUUGACAGGGAAAUCUGUUGCUGCUUUUUCCACCGCCGGCCGCCACAGGAACGCAGAUUUGUUGUAAUCGAGCCCUUCGUCGAAGAACGUCGCCUCGUCUGUCACCAACUUCGUUGGUCUCCGGAUGAUAACAAUGUCGAGGACGUUUCCGCUGGCUUUCCCUGGAUGGUCGGGGACAGGAAGCCGGGAAAAAAUUUCAUUUCACUUGGCGGUGUCACUGAUGAAAAUGGCGCGGACGACGAAGACGAUGAUGAUGGUGAUGAAAAUAUUAAGAUAGAAAAUGAUGGCCCAAAUAGAAAUGCUUUUACUCUUUCUGCUGCUAACGGUGCCAUAUUGAGACAUUCGGAAGCGCUGAUAACUGUGUGAGAUAAGAAACCAACAACCGUGCAAACUUUUAAGAAAUUCAAGAUCACCCCAAAGUGCAACUGAGAAGCAAAUAAGAAAAUCUUAACGAAAACCAAGAAAAAAAACUAGUUAGCGAAGCACUUUCGCUAUGUAUUUGAUGAACGAAAAUCUAGUGCUAAGUGACGUCGACUCGUUGAUGUCUGGCGGUGGAAGUAGUAGUAGCGUGGCGCUUACUGAAGUGAGUACUACUAUCAGUGAAAGCACCGCGACGACAUUUGCCAGCACCUUGGCCAGCUCCAGCCACCUCAAGGAGAUCCAUUACGGGGGGAUGCUGGAACAGCUGGACCUGGAUCCUAAUGGCACUGAUUAUGGGUCGGAAAUAGCACAACUUCUAACGGCCAACGUCGACGACAACAGCAACGUUCUGCGAACCAACGAUACGACGACCCUGAACUCCACGGAACAAGUGAUUGAUAGCUUCUAUUUUUACGAGACUGAGCAAUUUGCAGUAUUAUGGAUCCUGUUUGUAGUGAUCGUGCUAGGAAAUACGGCUGUGUUAGUAACGCUAUUUUUAAACAAAAAUCGCAAAUCUCGGAUGAACUUCUUCAUCAAACAACUGGCAAUAGCAGAUCUGAGCGUGGGGCUGCUGAGCGUGUUGACGGACAUUGUGCAGCGGAUUACAAUCUCGUGGCUCGCCGGAAACGUGGCCUGCAAAGUGAUCCGCUUCGUCCAGGUGUGGGUCACGUACGCGUCAACCUAUGUCCUGGUGGCCUUGAGCAUCGACCGGUACGAUGCGAUUACCCAUCCGAUGAACUUCUCCGGAUGUUGGAAGAGAGCGCGAAGACUGGUGGGGGCGGCGUGGAGUUUUAGUGCGGUUUUCUCAUCGCCCAUGUUUUAUCUCUACGAGGAGCGUGUUAUUCAAGAUCAGCUUCAGUGUUGGAUAGAUCUGGGAAGUGCACUCCGGUGGCAGCUUUACAUGAGCUGGGUGGCCACGUCUCUAUUUGUGAUACCGGCUUUCAUCAUCUCGGCCUGUUAUGUAAUCAUCAUUAAGACGAUUUGGUCCAAAGGAUCGAUGCUGGGACCGGUGGGGGGCAAACUGCGUCACCGGAACGGAAGUGCUGAUUUGGCGAGCCGGCGAGCCAGCUCCCGGGGGAUCAUUCCGCGUGCCAAGGUCAAAACGGUCAAGAUGACCAUCGUGAUAGUGAUAGUGUUUGUCCUCUGCUGGUCCCCGUACAUCGUGUUCGAUCUGAUGCAGGUAUUUGGCCAGAUUCCGAAAACCCAGACAAACAUCGCGAUUGCCACGUUCAUCCAAAGUUUGGCUCCGCUCAAUUCGGCCGCCAAUCCCCUCAUCUACUGUCUCUUCUCGACGCACUUCGUCAGGACACUCAAAAGACUUCCACCAUUCCGUUGGCUGGUCUCGUCCGGCCUCUGCUGUGGCUCCCCGGAGGAUCUUUCCGGCCACAACGGUUGCGGUCCGACGGCCAAUGGCAACCGUCUACGCAAUCAGCACAGCAGCGAUUCCAUGAGGACGCUCACCACCAGUCUGACCGUGUCCACCCGGAGGCCAACAACCAUCACCCGGACGUCUCGUGUCAUCGUAUAGCGGCACCAGGGAGCCAUCGAUCUGACGUCCCUCAAAUGCAAGGCCUGUGGUUCCGGAUCCUUGAAGAUGCCGCCAGUGGAAGUCAGUUUUUUUCCAAAUCGUCACAGAUACGACUAAUUUAUAUCAAAAAAAUUUCUGACGGGAAAAUUGUGGCGAUUCUCAAAUAAAAAAAAAAUUAAAAAUCCUUUUCAGAAUUCAGAAUCUGAGUCUACAUUUUGAACCUGACUUUUAAAUCUGAAUCUGAAAUAAGAAUUUAAAUUUGAGUUCUGAAUCUGAAUUCCGAAUCUGAAUUAUGAAUCUAAAUUGCAAAUCUGAAUUUUCAUUAAAGAUUUGAUUAUCACCUCGUUCUCCCGUUGCGGUUUGGAAAAAGUAACGCAUCUCUAGUCAAACAAAUUAGUUCGUAGGUUCCCGAAGAUCUUUUCCAUUUCUUCCCCUCUGCAGUUUGGGCCAGUUGUAAAUUUUACUAUAAAAUAAUUAUAGAUUCAUAUAGUUACCGUGAACGCUUAUCUGUGAAAAGUGUAAAAAGUAGCUUAAACAUCAUGUAAAUAUAUUGAUAUUGUAAAUAUUAUCAGACCAACAAAAUACAAUAAAGAUAUGUUUUUUGCAAGAGUUUUAAAAAUGUACAGCAACUUACAGAAACUCGGAAAAAAAUCAAAGAAAGAACAAAAACAAAUUCGAUCCAUCACCGCUACAAAUUAAGUAUAAUUCGUAGAACAAUCUUAACCUACUUUUUUAAACUAAUCCUGAUUGUAAAAUAUGAAUUUGAAUUUUAAAUCAUUUUCUGAUUCAAAAUCAUUUCCAAAAAUAUGUUUACAUAACUCCGAAUAUCGAUUCAAAAUUCAACGUUCAAAUCAAAUUCGUUUAAAAUUCUUUUUAUUUCGAAUGUUAAUAGUAAAAUAACCUUGAAGCAGCUUGGUUUUGCUGAAGUUCAACAAACAUCGCUUUGGUCAUAUUGACCUGUGCGGUAUUGGAUCGGAUUUUUUUCUACGUUAUGGAAUGUUUGUUGAGACUACUUCAAGGCGCUUAAUCGCACCAACGCCGAUCGAAACAUCUUGUGAAGUUGAAAGUUGGCCUUACGUUUGAAGAUUAGGGGGAAAUUAUUGUUUCCGUUCAAGUGUCUCAAAGCGAACAUAUUUUUAUUCGGAUUCACUAAAACACUUAAAUUGAAAAAAUAAUAUAAAAUCAGUUGGUUAUUUUCCGAAACUUAGAAUAAUGUGUACUCUUAAAAUGCCUUUCAAUUGUUAUCGUCACAUUUGAACAGCUCAAUCAAACUGUAUACCAAAUGAUUCACUUAGGAGAAUCCUCAAACGAAAAAAAAAGUGAAUUAAAACAUACUUGUAACAUGCGGUCAGGCUUCGUUUAAAAAACGAACUACAUUCACCAUAAACUAGACAGAAAAAAAGUAAAUAAAAAUAAAUAAAAUUAAAAAAACGUAGGUUUUGUGCUGUUUUGUCUACUCGGAUUGUAGUAGUCACCAUUCUACUUUUGUAUUAUACAACCAUUCGUUAGACUGAUAUUUCAGAUAAUACAAAAACUUUUUUGAAUCAAUAAAAAAAUGGAUCAAACCAAUCUACAUUUUGUAGUCCAGCAACUAUCUACAUAAAUAUGAACUAAUCACCACACCUGUGAACACUAGCAUUAGAUCAAAGUUUAUUGACUUGUUUGGAAGUAAAGUUGGAUAUGUA
Uranotaenia lowii is the source of this 4041-nucleotide messenger RNA. Its product is annotated as cardioacceleratory peptide receptor-like. The transcript is spliced from 9 exons. Bases 902 to 2356 code for a protein of 484 amino acids. The record is from RefSeq and is a predicted model, not a curated record. Gene Ontology annotation, cellular component: membrane. Gene Ontology annotation, molecular function: vasopressin receptor activity. Lineage: Eukaryota; Metazoa; Arthropoda; Insecta; Diptera; Culicidae. Gene Ontology annotation, biological process: G protein-coupled receptor signaling pathway.